ACCUUUCUUUCUGUCUCUCACCUGUCUGUCUCUCUCUCGCCUGUUUGUCUCUCUGCAGGUGUCAGACUUCGUUGAGUCUCUUCCUGGCUGUGAGGAACAGGCCAAACAGUUCAGAGAUGAGCAAAUUGAUGGUCGGGCCUUCCUCCUGCUCACCCAACGGGACAUUGUCAGGAUAAUGUCAAUCAAACUUGGUCCCGCCCUUAAAAUCUACAACUCCAUCCUGAUGUUCAAACACGCCGAGGACAGGAGCCAAUCACACACCGGAGAGAGGAGCCAAUCACACGCCGUGGAGAGGAGACAAUCGGACACAGAGGACAGAAGCCAAUCACAUGCCGAGGAGAGGAGACAAUCAGACACAGAGGACAGCAGCCAAUCACACACUGGGGACAUGAACCAAUCACACCUGACACCUGCGACCGACUGACUGACUGAGGCGCUCCAGAAACACCUGAUUGACAACAUCAAGGUUCACUUUUCAUCCAGUCGUCAGUCAGGUUUGACAUUCACACUUCUCUCUCAGGUGUUUCUGUCAGCUGGCGGUCACGUGACCUCACGUUUGUUCAUCACAAAGAAGAAAAUGAGACACAGAAAGUUUGUUGACGCCCAGUUCAGCCCCCCUAAAGGAGCUGUGGUGCCUUGAACGCCCGGUUGGUGCGCCGCAGUGUUUAUUUACACGUCACUGCUGAUUGGGUAAGACCUCCACCAAUGAGAGAAGACGCACCUCAGAGCCCACUGCGCACUGUUUCAAGGAAACCUGCUGUUCAACCUGGAAACUCACACAGCGUUUUCAGAUUGAACACCCUGCUGAGCGCCAUUUCAGGCUCCGCCUCUUUGGAGGGACGUGGCUUAGUGCUGGUGUUCCCUUCAGAGAACUAAAGACUGACAGACUGGACUCACCAAAACUAGGAUCGCUGCGCAAAGGACUCCGGGAUGUUGAGGCCUGAAGGACAUAGCUGCUGUGAUGAUGCAGCCUCACCUGGCGAGUCCGUCCCACAGACCCUCGUGUCAAACAGCAGAAACAAACGUGGACAGCCUGGGGCGAAGCACGGGGUGGUCUCUAGAGCUGACCCCCCCCCCUCACCUGGUUUCAUAUGACUCACCACAUGUGGCCAUUUAGGCGAGUCAGGCGCCGCCAAGAUGGUCGGCCUGUGGUGAUGUCACGGAGCGUCCAUGUUUUAUACCGUAUGUGAUUCAGACCGGUCAGGGGGAAGGAGGGGGGGCCUGAAGUGGCCUCAGCUGGACUCAUUCUGUUUCCUCUGUGACAGUCUGGAUAAAGUUUUAUUGAAUUUUCCACAAAACUGGUGGACAUGGCUGCUGCCAGCUGAUUGGCUAAAAACUCUUGACAGGCGCUUCAUAUGUGAUGAAGUUAAGAUCAUAGAUCCCAGAUAUUUGUAACCCGGCUCUUAAUUCCUGUCUGUAAAAGAACAAAACAAAAUGAACCCUGAACACAAAGAAUAAAAAGCUGCGUUCGCUAACGCUUCUCAUAGCUGUGAGAAACGUCUUGACAUGGCGAGAAAGGGCCAGUAAUAAUAUGAAGACACAAUUGUGAGAAAAGAUUUUAUAAUUGUGAGGAAAAAAAACUCACCAUUACGAGUUAAAAUAUUAAUCUGAAUUUAUAUAUUGGUUGGUGAUAAUUACAUCCUUAAGAUUAACGAUGUUCAGUCCUCAUUAAGACCAGAUCCCUGAUGACACGAAUGUAACGGCUCCGGAAUAAACGCCACACAGGAAGCGGUCAGUGACAUCACACUGAGGCUCCGCCCCACUGUAAUGACUCUAAAGACUCUCAGGAUCCGCCUGUCGGGCUUUGUGUGAUGGAGGUUUUUACACUUACGCCUCCUCUGCUGUGAUUGGUCCUUGUGUGGUCGGAGCUCAGUUUUAUUUCCAGAGUUUAUAUUUAUAGUUUUAUUCUCUCUCGUGUUUGAACUUGUCCUGUUUCUCUAUAGAGUUCUAUUUUAAAGUUUAUACACAGGUAUAUAUAUAUAUAUUUCUAUUUCUGUCUGGCAUUCAAACCAGGAGUUCACUGACUCCGCCUUCCCAGUGAUGUCACUGUGACGUCACGGGGGCGCUCUUGUGCACACGCUCAGUUUGUAUCUCGGGUUUCUAACAGUUCCUCAGGUUUCCACGCUAACGGUGCAUGAAUUUAAACGUACGGGUUGUUUUAAAGUUUCCAACAAUCUGCUGAUGUUUCUGUUCUUUUCUCUGCUGUUUCUGUCAGUGUUUGAUGAGAUUAAUAAAGUUUGUGAUCUGCU
Messenger RNA from Micropterus dolomieu (smallmouth bass), 2249 nucleotides. RefSeq names its product lethal(3)malignant brain tumor-like protein 4. The annotation marks the transcript as partial. The transcript has 2 exons. The record is from RefSeq and is a predicted model, not a curated record. NCBI's taxonomy places the organism in Eukaryota, Metazoa, Chordata, Actinopteri, Centrarchiformes, Centrarchidae. Gene Ontology annotation, molecular function: protein binding.